AUGCUUGGCUGCCUCCGCGACGGCGGCGCGCUGGCGGGGAAGCUGUUCCUCUGCCACCUGCACGCCCUCACCACGCACUGCCUCCCCGACAAGCUCACGGGCCGGACGGGCACCGAGGAAGCUCUCCGCAUUCUGGGAUCGGCUGCCGUGCAGUCGGACGGCCACCUGCAGGAGGAAGACCUCGACCUCCUGCACAGGAUCGGUUGCAUCAGCCCCGUCCGGGAUAGGCGAGCCGUCAUCGAAUGGUCGAGCUCUGCACCUCCGGCGGCGCAGAGUGACGCCUUCUGCCAGCUGGUGGCAGCCACCCUCGGCCGGGCCAAGCUGUCGCAGCUCUGCCUCUCCUCCUCCUCCUUCUCCUCCUCCUCGGACCAGAAAGGAAAGGUGUUCAGGAAUCUGCCCCGGAGCUACGAGCCUCUCGUGAGGCGCGCAGUCGCGCGGGCGUCGGCAUACUGCGUUUCCCAGUAUGGCGCGACGCAGCACCUGGCAGCCACGCCCGACGACAAGUACACCGGACCUGGCGGCUGGGCGGAGAAGUACGGCGAGUUCGAGGCUUUCCGCCUGGCCAGGCACAUGAUCCACAGCAAAGACCAGGCAGUGCUCCUGCAUCCCGUUCGUCCGCUGGGCGAGGGUCGGAAGUUCUUCCACACGUGCCCCGGGGACGCGUCGGCGUCGGCACACGUCCCGACGAGGGUCGAGUUCAACAUGGGCUGGCUCGUCAAUCCCUCCACCGUUCCGGCGAGCACGUGGUUUCGUGUGCUGCAGGAACUCGGACUGAUGCGGCGCAGCGGAUCGGGAUCCGCAGACCGCCGAUACGGGGAGGUCCUGUUCUUGGCCGGGCUACUGUUUGCUCCGAGCGCCAGGCCGGAACUUGUCCAGCUGCUCCUCACCGUCGCUACGGCACCGACCACGACCUCCGAGCCAGGCGGGUCGGCCGGGAACCUGGCGGCUGGCAUCGACCGCCACCUGUUGGGGCUUGACGAUGGCCUGGACGUGCUAGAGCUUCUUGCGGCUCUGACCUCGGACGUCAGCAGUCUGCCCGUGAGCUCAGACCAGUCGGGGCAGUCCCCGGUGAAGCGGGCGCCGUUCUCGACGCAUUCUGCACCGAGGGGCUUCGUCAGCGUGGAGGAUCUGUUCAAGCAGCCGCCGCCGCCACCGCCGAUCCGGCCCAGCCCACCCGAGAUGUCCCGCGAGCGUGUCAAACACGAGACGUGCGACAAGCGGCCGAUGCACCCAGAGCUUCUGCGGCGUCUUCUCCAAGACCUAAGAGGCAUGUUCCGGCUCGAGCACGAGCACAAGUACGCCGAGGAGCUAAGUCGGGGCAUAGACGCCCUCCAAGACUCGGGGACCGAGACUUUGGCACGGCUGCCGGGUCUGCCGACGGAGGGCGGCGGCGGGAUUCGCGGGCUGUUGGAGCACAUGGACACGUGCCGGCGCGACGUCGCCGACAGGUUCGCGACGAUACAUGCCGCGGUCCAGGGUGCCACCCCGGAAGGGCUGCUGGCCGUCUCGCCCAUGCUGCUUCUCGAGCGCCUGUCGAGACGACACCGGGCCAAGCUGCCGGACGGGUGGUUGCGAUGCCUGGUCGACUACGCCGUCUCCAUAACGGCACUGCAGAGGGCCGAGAGGCUGGUUAGGGCGGCCGACAGCGGGAGGAAGCUGGCCAGGGAGCUCCUGAACGUCGGCCACGAGAACUGGGAUCCCAUCGCGUUCCCUGACUGGCUGCUGCUCGAGGUCGAGAUGGGCAUCCUCAUCCGCCCCGUCCAGAAGCGCGUCGCCUUGGCCAUGAUGCAGCCGCCCGGCAAGCGUAACUGCGUCAUGCAGCUCAACAUGGGCGAGGGUAAGUCGUCCGUCAUCGUACCCAUGGUGGCGUCCGCGCUCGCCGACGGGUCCCGCCUCGUUCGCGUCAUUGUGGCCAGGCCGCAGUCGAAGCAGAUGACGCACACCCUGGUGCGGGCCUUGGGCGGCCUGCUAGACUGUCGGAUCUGCCAGCUGUCAUUCUCGCGGGACUUUAGACACGAAGGAAGUAACGCCUGCCGCUUGGCCGGUAUGCGCGCUCAGUGUGUCGAGUACCUUGAAACCGGCGGGAUCAUGGUCGCCCAGCCUGAGCAUAUCCUGUCGCUCAAGCUGUCCGGCGUGGAGGCCGCGCUGCUCCCCUGCAACCGCUCCGAGGCCGCGAAGACCGCGAAAGCCCUGCUGGACUUGCAGCACCUGUUUGACACGCGCUCGAGGGACGUCGUGGACGAAAGCGACGAGAUUCUUAGCAUAACAUCCGAGCUUAGCUAUGCCAUGGGGUUGGAAGCGGCCAUCGACCUUGGCCCCCUGAGAUGGCGCCUGAUCCAGAGCGUCCUCAAGCUCGUUGCCGAGAUCGCCCCCGCCAUCCGGAGGGAGCACCCCGAUAAGCUGGAAGUCAGCCCCGAACUAGAAGGGCGCUUCCCCCGGAUCAGGAUCCUAAACGAAGCCGGCGCGGCCGUCCUUGCUGACCGCCUCGUCCAGCGCAUCUGCGACGAGGGCCUUGCGGGGUUUGCACAUAUCGUCGGCCAGAAGCAGCACGUUAGGGAGGCCGCCCUGCGGUAUAUCCACCAGCUCGAGCCGUCGGCUAGCGACGUCGCCCUGAAGCGGUGGAGGGUCAACUACGGCCGCGCCAGCAACCGGAGCCCCCCGACGAGGCUGGCGGUCCCCUUCCACGCUAAGGACUUACCCACGCCACGGUCCGAGUUCAGCCACCCCGACGUCGUCAUUAUCCUCACCUGUCUGAGCUACUAUUACGGUGGUUUAAGCGACGACGAGCUUUUUGGCUUGAUCGAGCGCCUUCUCCUCUCGGUCGGGGGUGAGAGGGUGUAUCUGUCGUGGGUGCAGUCGGCGCCUAACGGUAUCCCCUCGGCGUUCCGCCAGCUGGACACCAUCAACAUCAGAGACCGGCAGCAAUGCGCCGACGAGGUCUUCCCGCACCUGCGCUACCUCAGGUCGGUAAUUAACUACUACCUGACUAACACCCUGUUCGCCAGGGAGAUGCGCGAAUCCUCCCAGAAGUUGUCCGAGUCGAGCUGGUCCAUCGCCAAGGCCAAGCCCCAGCCGACGACGGGCUUCAGCGGGACCAACGACGUAAAGUGCCUUUUGCCCCUGAGUAUCGAGUCCCUGGAUCUGGGGGAGCAGAGACACACCAACGCUCUGGUUCUGAACCACCUGCUGCGCCCCGAGAACACGGUGCGGGACGUUUUCCCGGCCGCCGAGCCGCCAGGGCCGCUUGACCACGGCCCCUCUCCAGACCUGGAGCUCCUCCGCCGCAUCGCCGGUCGCUGCUCGCUGGCUAUGAUCCCCGCCGCCGACGCCAGCGCUGCCGUCUUCUCCGAUAACGACGAGGACAUGUGCGUUGUCACGCGGGACGGGACGGCGGAGCCGUUCCUGACGUCGUUAUACGCAGCCAACACGGCGUCCUGCCUCAUCUUCCUCGAUGAGGCCCACACACGCGGCACCGAUCUCCGCCUGCCGGACGACUACCGCGCGGCGGUGACUCUGGGACCGGCACUGACGAAGGACCGUCUCGUCCAAGGACCGUCUCCGUGCAUGCGGAUGCGUGAGCUGGGCCAGGGCCAGUCUGUCACCUUCUUCGUCUCGGCCGAGAUUCGUCGGAAGAUCACCACGCUGCGCGGCAUGCCCAAGGAUGGCGACAUUGGAGUGGGGGACGUGCUCGCCUGGUCCAUCAGCGAGACCUGGCACGAGUCCCAGCGGCUCAUGCCGCUGUGGGCGGUGCUGGGCCUUCGGCACCAGCACCAAAAGCUCCUCUGGGACCAGGCGGAUACGGGGGCCGGGUACAAUCUUAGCCGCGAGGCGGCGGUACAGUUCCUUGAGAUCGAGGCGCUCUCGCUGCGCGAUCGAUAUUCCCCCGACCACGGCGGGCAAACCCGACGGGACCUGGACCGCGCGAUCGCCGCCGCGGCUCCGGACGCCCAGAGGAGCGAGGUGGCCCGGAUCCGGGAGCGGUGCGAAGCCUUUGGGGCCAGCGGACCACAGCGCACAUCAGCCCUCGAGGAAGAGCAGGAGCGCGAGCUUCUGGUCGAGCGUGGGAAGGACCGCCCCGAGGCACCGGCGCAACCGAUGCCGGUGAAGCCCCUGACGCCGUCGCUUCACAAAGACGUCGAGGCGUUCAUCGUGGCCGGUACGGUCCGGCACAACUCGGCAGCCUUCAUGCCCGCCUUCGAUGCCCUGGCCAGGAGCAGCGUUGCCAGGUUCUCCAGGGACCUACGCCUUCCGCCCGGCCUCCUCCUCGUGACGGCCGAUUUCGCCCGCACCGUAGACCUGCCCGCCGCAACCGGCUGCGUGUCGGAUGCCUACCAGCGGCCAGUGCAGUGGAUUGCCACGACACCUACGAGGUCGAAAUGUGGUGUCACGGCGGUCGUGCUGAGCCCCUGGGAAGCCAACGCGCUGAUGCCGGCCAUCCGCGCCGGCGGUACCGCUGCCACGCUGCACUUGUUCGCCCCGCGCACCAGUCUGGCUACGCGCUCGGCCGAGGACUUGCUAUUGUACGCGACGCCAGCCCCGCCGCCCGCAUGGCGUGCGCCGCGGACGCUGGUGCUGACACUGCUCCUAUUUGCGGGUCAGCUCUAUCUCCGCACCUACCACGACUACGUGGACAUGUGUCGGUUUCUGGGGGUCCCAUAUCGCGCUGGCUCGGAGGAGGAGGAGGGGGAGGAGAAGGAUCAAACGAGGGACGGGGAGAGAUGCGUAUUCGGCCCCACCGCCGUUCCGUUCUUCCUCGGACUGAUCGGACGGAUCCGUCACCCUUGUGCCGACAUUUCGACCACCGAUAUUGGACACAUCCUCGCUGGGGACAUGCUGCCGCCCACUGCUUUUUCCGGGCCGGAUCUAGAUGGAACCAUCGGCGGUCUGAUCGCUGAUGGGCACAGAUGCCUCGGCUCUGACAACCCGGAAACGCACACCGAGUGCGUGACAGACAACGUCAGUAGCGCCUUCCAGCCGCUCGCCGCCUUCAAAGCCAACAACCGCUGGGCCAUCCUCAGCGAGGCGGGCGACGGCAAACACCGACUGAACUCGGACGUCUUCCUCGCCUACGCCGGCAAGGUCUGCGGGUUCCUUUAG
Messenger RNA from Microdochium trichocladiopsis, 5097 nucleotides. RefSeq lists its product as uncharacterized. The transcript has 6 exons. The coding region runs from base 1 to 5097 and encodes 1698 amino acids. The record is from RefSeq and is a predicted model, not a curated record. Lineage: Eukaryota; Fungi; Ascomycota; Sordariomycetes; Xylariales; Microdochiaceae.